AUGGGUCUUGCCUCGUCCAAAGCCGUCAACAGCAUUGCGGUUACGGCGCACGGUGCCGGCCCGGAGAAGAGCAAUGGCCGGCUGAGCAAGGAUAGUGUGAUCGUCGAGACGAGCUAUCCGGCGAUGUCGACGAACAUUCAGCAGCCGUGCUCGAUACUGCCGUCGCCGUCCGGUAGCAGCAGUAUCGACACCUGGAAAACGUCGAGCUGUCACGUCCGUCAGGCUAGCAUACGUUCGCGAAAUCUGCAACCCAUGCCGGAUGCAGGCGAACUUGAUCGACGAUUUGCGAAAGUGUUGGCAUCUAUGGACCUUCCGCCGGAUAAGGCGAAGCUGCUGAAAAACUAUGACAACGAAAAGAAGUGGGACAUCAUAUGCGAUCAGGAAAUGGUACAGGCAAAGGAUCCCCCGGCACACUAUCUCACCAAGCUGCGCACCUAUCUCGAUCCCAAGGCGUCCCGCAGUCACAGGAAACGCAAGAUGGUGGGUGAGUCGACGUCAACGCAGGUGUUGCGCGAUCUUGAAAUAUCGCUCCGAACGAACCACAUCGAAUGGGUGAAAGAAUUUCUGGACGACGAAAAUCAAGGCCUCGAUGCGCUGAUAGACUAUCUCAGCUUUCGGUUGGCGAUGAUGCGGCACGAGCAGCGCAUCCUGGAAGCAAAAUCCGAAUCCGACGAAGGCCUCACAACGAAGGAAACCGCGGCCAACAGCUCGUACGGAAGCAACGAAACGACACACAAAAUUGCACCGAACGGAUUUAUGCGCCCCGGGCUGGGUGACAUGCUGGACAGCCCGAGCAUAAAGCGGCGGUCGAGGCACAUUGCCAAGCUGAACAUGGGCCUCACCACGGACGACAUACACGUCUGCAUCAUGUGCAUGCGCGCGAUCAUGAACAACAAGUACGGCUUCAACAUGGUGAUCCAGCACCGGGAAGCGAUCAACUGUAUCGCGCUCAGCCUGAUCCACAAAUCACUGCGCACGAAGGCGCUGGUGCUGGAGCUGCUCGCCGCGAUCUGUCUGGUGAAGGGUGGGCACGAGAUCAUCCUGUGCGCGUUUGACAACUUCAAGAAGGUGUGCUCGGAGCAGCGCCGGUUUCAAACGUUGAUGGAAUACUUUAUGAACUACGAGCUGUUCAACAUCGACUUUAUGGUGGCGUGCAUGCAGUUCGUGAACAUCGUCGUCCACUCGGUGGAGGAUAUGAACUACCGCGUGCACCUGCAGUACGAGUUUACCGCGCUCGGUUUGGACGAGUAUCUGGAGAAGCUACGGCUGACGGAAUCGGAGGAACUGCACGUGCAGAUAUCCGCCUAUUUGGACAACGUGUUCGAUGUGGCCGCCCUGAUGGAGGACAGCGAAACGAAAACGGCCGCCCUGGAGCGGGUGAACGAGCUGGAGGACGAACUCGGCCGGGCGCUGGACCAGGCGAGCGAGAUCGAGCGGGAGGCACUGUUUAAGCUGGGCGAACUGGAGGCAGACCUCAGCCGGACGCGUAACGAGCGGGACGAUUUAUAUAACAAGCAGCUGGUGGUGGAGGAUGAAAUAGUGAAGCUAAAGCGAGCGCUGCAGCAGCACGAGCAAGAAUCCCAAAGCCGACAGUCGAUGCUGCUCGAGCUGGAAAACCUCACCAAAACGCUACCCAAGGGUACGUCCAUUGCGGACGUAUCGAACCUUCUGGCGAAGGGUGGCCUAUCGGAACUGAGCCCCACCGGUACCGGUGCGGCUGGACAGCAGCAAGCACCACCGAUACCACCUCCACCCGCCCCACCCAUACCACCCUCGGCGGCCAAUGCUCCGAUGCCACCACCGCCACCCUGCCCGCCAGCGCCACCGGGCGGGCUGCUCAACGGAAGCGGUGAGCCACCGAAAGCACCACCCAAACCGCCCACAUUCAUUCCAGUGCCGCCGCCGAUGGGCGGACCGCACGGUGGUUACAAUCCGCUGCACUGCACGGACGGUGCGAUGACGAUAAAGCGCAAGGUGCAGCCAAAAUAUAAGCUUCCCACGCUCAACUGGGUCGCGCUGAAACCGAACCAGGUGCGGGGCACGAUCUUCAACGAGCUCGACGACGAGAAGCUGCACCGGCAGAUUGAUUUUGUCGAUUUCGAGGAGCGGUUUAAGAUCGGCAUGGGCGGGCCGGUAAGCAACGGCAACUGUGAUAUGGAUGGGCUGACGGCGUUCCCCAGCAAGCGGUUCAAGAAACCGGAACACAUUUCGCUGCUCGAACAUACGAGAUUAAGAAACAUUGCAAUAUCUCGAAGAAAGCUAGAAAUGCCGGCAGAAACCGUUAUCAAAGCGAUCAACAAUCUCGAUCUCAAGCUGCUGUCGCUGGAGAAUGUAGAGCUGCUGCAAAAGAUGACACCGACCGACCAGGAGCAGAAGCUUUACAAAGAGUAUGUGAUAGAGAAGAAAGAUCUGAACCAGCUGACCGAGGAGGACAAGUUUAUGCUGCAGCUGACGAAGGUCGAACGCAUCUCGUCGAAGCUGUCCAUCAUGAACUACAUCGGCAACUUCUUCGAAUGUUGGCAUCUCAUCAGCCCGCAAGUGUACUCCAUCAUGUCCGCAUCCUCGUCGAUAAAAUCCUCGAAAAAGUUCCGCGCCGUGCUGGAGGUGAUAUUAGCGUUCGGUAACUAUCUGAACAGUAGCAAGCGCGGCCCUGCCUAUGGGUUUAAGCUACAGUCGCUCGAUACACUGCUCGACACCAAGUCCAACGAUAAGCGGAUGAGCUUGAUGCACUAUAUCGUGGCCACCAUAAGGCAGAAAUUCCCCGAAUUGAUGAACUUCGAUACGGAGCUGUUCUGUAUCGAUAAGGCGGCACAGGUAUCGCUCGAGAUGCUCAUAUCGGACGUGAGCGAGCUGGAGAAGGGUAUGGAAACGGUACGCAAGGAGGCGGAUUUGCGUGGCAAAGGUACCCAAAGCCACGUGUUGCGCGAUUUCCUCGCAAACUCCGAGGAGAAGCUGAAGAAGAUCAAAACCGAUUGUAAAACGGCACAGGAAUCGUUCAAGGAAUGCAUCGAAUACUUUGGCGAAUCAUCACGAAAUGCGGAUGCAAAUGCGUUCUUCUCACUGCUAGUCCGAUUCGUACGAGCAUUUAAGACCUGUGAUCAGGAAAACGAACAACGGCGACGGUUAGAGGCGGCUGCAUUACAAGCGUCCGCUAAAAAGGACGAAGAGGAGCAGGUGGUGCUACGGAACAAUAAAAUCAAUAAUCAAAAGAAGCAACAGGAAGCAGUCAUCAACGAGCUUAAGCUGAAAGCACACGCUGUGCGUGAAAAGAAGCUGCUGCAGCAGGACGAGGUGUACAACGGUGCGCUGGAAGAUAUUCUACUGGGGCUGAAGAACGAACCCUACCGGCGUGCCGAUGCAGUGCGAAGGAGCCAACGCAGGCGGAUCGAUAGUAAUAGGCUGUCGCGAACUAUGGAAGAGGUAGAGGUGUAG
This is a messenger RNA of Anopheles marshallii, 3432 nucleotides long. It is a transcript of the gene Frl, whose product is annotated as formin-like protein. The coding region runs from base 1 to 3432 and encodes 1143 amino acids. Gene Ontology annotation, molecular function: small GTPase binding; actin filament binding. The record is from RefSeq and is a predicted model, not a curated record. The transcript has 9 exons. Gene Ontology annotation, biological process: cell migration; regulation of cell shape; cortical actin cytoskeleton organization. Gene Ontology annotation, cellular component: cytosol. NCBI's taxonomy places the organism in Eukaryota, Metazoa, Arthropoda, Insecta, Diptera, Culicidae.